AUGCCAUACAACAACGUCCCAAUCGAACCGUCUGAGGAGGCUACAGGGUCAUCUGCUCUUCCACUCGCAAGAGUGAAAAAGAUCAUUGCUAUGGAUGAUGAGAUUGGCCAGUGUUCCACCACGGCUGCUUUCGCGAUCUCGGUGGCCACGGAGAUAUUCAUCCGCUACUUGACCGAACAAGCAUACAAUGUUGUCAAGUCGGAACGAAAACCUCGGCGGAACAUUGCAUAUAAGGAUGUUGCCACCGCAAUCUCUAGAAUCGACAACCUGGAGUUUUUGUCGGACACAGUGCCCAAGACAAAGACGUAUCGACAGUACAGAGAAGAGAAGGCCCAGGAAGCGGCUGCCCAGGCGGCAUCUUCGACAGCAGCCAAUGGUGUGAAUGGCGACACUGGGACGAUUUCGAUACAGACCAUGAUGAAGAACCAACAGCAGAACGGCGUGAAUGGCGUGAAUGGCGCUUCGCAUUCUCCUGGCAUAGGACCUGGCGGUUCCAUCGCUCAUGGGCUGGGUCACCAGCGAAAUCACAGCCAUCCAGAUCCUGUCCGAGAUAUUGAGAUGAGUGGUUGA
Molecule: messenger RNA, 570 nt
Organism: Capronia coronata CBS 617.96
Lineage: Eukaryota; Fungi; Ascomycota; Eurotiomycetes; Chaetothyriales; Herpotrichiellaceae
Exons: 4
Coding region: 1-570 (189 amino acids)
Cellular component (GO): CHRAC; nucleus
Molecular function (GO): protein heterodimerization activity
Source: RefSeq, a predicted model, not a curated record